Oryza brachyantha (malo sina) is the source of this 2598-nucleotide messenger RNA. Its product is annotated as F-box protein At2g32560-like. The transcript is spliced from 5 exons. The record is from RefSeq and is a predicted model, not a curated record. The coding region runs from base 939 to 2186 and encodes 415 amino acids. Gene Ontology annotation, molecular function: protein binding. Lineage: Eukaryota; Viridiplantae; Streptophyta; Magnoliopsida; Poales; Poaceae.
AACAAGAGGCACGGAUGCAAAGCCGCUCAAAAACAACGGCAAAAAACACAUUUUUUUUCCAUCUGAAAAAAACAUGUAAUCUUUCUAUCCAUCACACAUACAGAGGAAACGAAGAGAAAAAGAAAAAGAAAUCCAAGGAGGGAAAAAAAUUGGCCGAAUUCCAUCCAUAAAUAGUCCCCCCAUCCACUUGCGAUUUUCGCUAUUGCAGCAGCUUCGCUUCCGCUCGGUUGCUGCAGCCAAGGCCUUCGUUCUUGGAAGCGAGAGAGGGGGAGGGAGGAGAGGAGGGAGGCAAUUGGGUGAGCCUUUUGGGAGGAAGAAGCUGCGUGGGGCCACCAGCCUUCCUCUUGCUCACUCACCACGUUCUCCUCUCACCAAACUCUCUCUUAUCUCCUUCCAAGAUCCCAAUCCUUUCUUUUGUUUCGUUUCGUUUCCCCAUUUUUUGUUGCUGCUAGAGCCAUUGCUUGAUCUUUCAGCUCGUUGCAGUGCUCUGCUCCCGUCUCCAGCUGCAGAGAUCCCGCCUCAGGUUGGGGAAAUUAAGCUCGGAUUUAGCUCAAAUUUGAGGAGUUUUUGUUGGGUUGAUCGGUUCUUGGCUGUUCUAAUCCAAGAAAUCCCCCUGCUGGGCAACAAGUGUCCUGCGUCCCCGUGUUUCCUGGGCCUCGAUUCGAUCGAAUCCCGUCCAAAUUUCCCCCCUUUGUAAAGCUGAUCCCAUCGCGUCACCCGCACGGCUUGUUCGAUCGGAAAGCAGCGUGAAGAAAAAAGGGCUAGUUUUUUGAUGCGAUUCUGGUCGUAGCAGCAGCAGCAGCAUCAGCAGCAUCGGCUUCCACUGGUUGGUUGCUUAUUUAUAAGGAGCAGCGCCCAAUCGGAGCUGCUGCUCCACCGCAGUAGCGGCGGCGGCGGCGGCGGCUGGUUGGUUUGCUUGGCUUUUUUCUCUCUGAUCGAUGCUUUCCCUGCUCGCCACCUUCGCCUUGGCCUGCCUCGUCUUCCUGUCGAAGCCAUGCGCGCGUGAGAUGAGACUGUUCCUCUCGACGCUGUGCCAAGAACUCGCCCUCGCGCUGCUCGGGUUCCUGGCCGGGUUCCGGCUGCUGGGCGGCGUCGGCGCGGCCACCGCCGCCACGGAGGACGCCAUGCCGCUCAUGCCGUCGUUCAAGAGGAAGCGCGCGGCGGCGGCCGUGGUGGAGACCGCCGCCGAGGAGACCGGCGAGCCGUCGGUGCUCGACCUCCCGGAGCUCACCAUCGAGUGCAUUCUCGCCAGGCUGCCCCCCGCCGAGCUGCGGAACAUGGCCGCCGUCUGCCGCUCGAUGCGGGAGCGGUGCCGAGCCGACCACCUCUGGGAGCGGCACAUGUCGGAGAAGUGGGGCGGCGUGCUCGGCCACGCCGCGCGGGAGGAGUGGAGGACGUACCUCGCGUCGGCCAGUGAGACGGGCGGCGCCGCGGGGUGCUCGCUCGGCGGCGGCGGCGGCGGCGGCGGCAGCGGCAGGCACCGGAAGUGGCUCGCCGCGCUAUCCUGCGUCUGCCCGGUGGUGUCCUGGAUGCGGCCGAGGGCCGACGGCGGCGGCGGCGGCGGCAAGUCGGCCGGCCCUGUGCUGGAUGAUUCGGUCAUGUCGUGCUAUCUGUCCAUGGAGAGCGGCAAGUUCUGGUUCCCGGCGCAGGUCUACAACCGUGAGCAUGGGCAUGUUGGAUUCAUGAUGUCAUGCUACGAUGCAGAGCUCAGCUAUGAUUUCCACACUGAUACCUUCCGUGCAAGGUAUCCACCGCACGGACGACGGACUGUAGUCUUGGAGGAUGGGGUACAAUGGGAUAGGGUCAGGGCACCUCCAGUUAACACUCAUGCGCAUGACCUGCAUGUCUCUGAUUGCUUACAUGAGCUCCGCCCAGGAGAUAACAUAGAGAUCCAAUGGAGAAGGAACAAGGAAUUCCCAUAUGGCUGGUGGUAUGGAGUUGUUGGCCACUUGGAGUCAUGUGAUGGAAGUGAGCACUUUUGUCGGUGUCAUCUUAGUGACACUGUUGUGUUGGAGUUCAACCAAUACACACCUGGGUCAAGAUGGAGGCAGGCGCUGGUGAACCGGAAGGACCACAGGGAAGAGGGCAAUGAGGGCGACGGCUUCUACGGUGGAAUCAGGAAGCUCCGCAGCAAGGAUGAAAUCUCAAAGUGGAGACAGUUGUGGCCAACAGACAUUCUUGAGUAGCAAGGGCAGAUUAUCUCGCCGUUAUUAUUUCACCAAGUUGCCAAAUUGAUACUCUCUCCCAUUGAUCAAUCUGUAUCAUGUACCCUGACGCCGCCCAUUUCCUCCCACUCAAGCUGUAUACAUCCACGGAUUGGAGCAUGGGGUGACAAAAUCUGGUAGCUGGGACACUGUUGUGAAACAAAACUUGUAAGGCACAGAUGCACAGAUUGCUUCCGGUAAAACGGGCAUUACUGAGCCUGUCGAUCAAAGUCUACAGCCAUUGUAUGUAGCUGCACUGCUGCAGCCUGUGCCUCUGCAUGUUGUUGUAGCUGUAGAGCAGAAAGAUCAAAUGUAAAUUACUACACUCUUAGCUCAAAUUUAAUUUACGGCAUGUCAGUAUGCCGUGGCUCACGGUUAGUCAGUGCUUUUCUUA